AAACUCCGCAUCAGCACCUUCCCUCUCACCUGGACGAACACGACGACCGCAUCCCUCCCAGGGCCUCCGAGGGUUGCGCUGCGGCCUCGCGCGUCCGCAGGUGCGGAGCUGAGUGUAUCGCAACCCCCGGGCGACACCCCCACCCCGCCGGCCUCACCCCACAGUAGCCACCCCAGCAGCAUCCUCGGCCGAAUCACGGCGCGUCACACUCGCCGAGGACUCCCCGGCACGAGCACGCGCCGCGAGUGCGACUCGCCCCCGACCGCGACCCGCGACCCGCGCCGACUCGCCCUGACCAUCGGCCACCCCGACCGGCGUCGAGACCACGGCGAGGACCGCCGGGAGGCGGCCAAGGGAGCAGCACCAGAGCCCCGUCGCGUCGCACCCAUGGCGGUGGUCCGCACACUCUGAGCACCGCGCCGAGCAACAAGGACAUGAUGUCGGCACUGAGCGCGGCCGAGCUCGGCGUGGCCGGCUACGGGGACUUGGCUCCGUACGGCGCCCUGUGGGAGCAUCACCACCACCAUCCGCCCACCUACCACCACCCGCACCCCGCCGACCUGCUGGCCGCGGGCUUCCCCGCUGACCUGUGGGGGGCGGGCGGCCCGCAGUCGCACCGCAUGCUGCCUCAAAGGUUCGGUGGCGUUCCCGUCGGCGCGGUGGGGCUGGAAAGCCGCGGCGGCGGCGGCGGCCUGGGUGGCGGGCUGGGCGGCGGGCUGGCCGACGGCUCCCCCAAGGCCGGCAGCACCACGUCGCUCAGCAGCCCCGGGUCGCAGGGCUCGGGCGCCUCGGGCGCCACGCCGUCCAGCAGCAGCAAGAAGACGCGGCGCCGCGUGGCCACCAUGGCGCAGCGACGCGCCGCCAAUAUCCGCGAGCGCCGCCGCAUGUACAACCUCAACGAGGCCUUCGACAAGCUGCGCCGAAAGGUGCCGACCUUCGCCUACGAGAAGCGCCUGUCGCGCAUCGAGACGCUGCGCCUCGCCAUAACCUACAUCUCCUUCAUGAGCGAGCUCAUCGGCGGCGACGCGGGCUGCCGGGUGUCGCUCGCCUCGCCGAAGCCCGCAGAGCCGUACGCCAUGGGCGGCCAGCGCGGCUACCCGCACGGCGCCUACCCGCUCAUACCGACAUAGAGAGUUCGGUCAACGCGGCCUCUCCCUUACACCUGCACCUGCAGGGGCAGGGUGGCCCAAAGACUUCUGUUGCUUGAUGGCGUUAGGAUGACUGAGGGCAUCACCUCGGUUUCAAAGGUCUCAAAAGUGACUACUGCGGACAUCGUCCAAUUGGAGGGUCGGUUCCUCGAAGCCAGGGGCGCCCAAACGAGGGUCAAGGUCGGUCAGCUGACAGACCUCAAAAUUCCGAAAGCGGAGGUGGAAGGAGAGGAAAGGGGUGAUAGCAAGGGAGGGAAGGGGAGGAGAAAGGAAGGGAAAGAGGGAGAAGGAAAGGGGGGAAAAAGAAAGAGAAAAGAGAAGGAAAGAAAGGAAGAAGGCGGUGGGAGACAUGUAAAAGGGUCUAUUUACAGUAUGUUUGGUCCGUGGUAGCUAGCAAAGUAGUUUUACCCCACACGACUGCUUUGAAAAACCUAUCCAUCGGGCUCAUAUUAGCACUGAAAUCAGCAAUGCAGCUUGCCUGGAUUGAAAAGGAAAUUUUUGAUUCUGUCCAUUCACAACCAGAAAAAUUUCUUUAGAAAAAAAAAACAAAUGUGCCAUACCAGUAUAAAUUAUUUGCAGCCAUAAAGAACAUGUGCCUCAAGGAAGUUUGUACGUUAAAACUCAGAAAUGUUCUUCCGUAAGCACACUUGGUUAUGCGCCCUAGCGUCCGAAAACAUACAGUAGCCUUACUGGUCCAAACAUAUUGAGAGAGGGUAGCCCUUUCUCAUGAUACAAAAGACCAAAAUUAUUACUACAUUGCAAACAGUAAAGAAAAAAUCAUUCAAUUCUCUAUUGUGUAAGUGUCUGCCCGGCUGUAAGUAGUUUUUCAAGGGGGUUGUAAACACCAUUUAUGUUGAUUUUCUUUUGUUAUGUAAUAAAUUACUUUUAAAAUAAAUUAUGUUUAAAAUCAACUUGUUAAAAUUUGUUAAAAUAAAUAGAAGGUUUAACGCUGUUUUGCAUAUUCUUCACUGUUUUUCAUAAGUAUAGUAGUGUGUGAUGUGAUAUUGAAUUGAAGAGUAUGUAUCAUGUCAGCUGGUUGUUGCGAAUUAAAAAUACAGAACUUGA
This is a messenger RNA of Frankliniella occidentalis (western flower thrips), 2213 nucleotides long. RefSeq names its product twist-related protein 1-like. Gene Ontology annotation, biological process: regulation of transcription by RNA polymerase II; developmental process. The transcript is spliced from 3 exons. The record is from RefSeq and is a predicted model, not a curated record. Gene Ontology annotation, molecular function: DNA-binding transcription factor activity, RNA polymerase II-specific; RNA polymerase II transcription regulatory region sequence-specific DNA binding; protein dimerization activity. The coding region runs from base 435 to 1130 and encodes 231 amino acids. NCBI's taxonomy places the organism in Eukaryota, Metazoa, Arthropoda, Insecta, Thysanoptera, Thripidae.